AUGUGGAAGAAGAAGUUCUUCUAUAUCAAGUCUGCUGCCCUUGCUGUGGAGAUGACGUUUCGGAAUGUGACCGAGACGAUCAUAGCAGAGACCAUUGCGAUGCCCAGUUUGAAAUCAGUGCAGUGGUUCCCGCAGCUGCAGACUAUUGAGUCUGUGAAGUUGACUAACACGCAACUAUGGCUGUUGCGUAUGAUGUUGAGGAGGGGCAAGAACUCGAAACCCGUGGUGCGGGAAAAGAGCGGUGAAGAUGCUCCCGCAUGGAGGAUGUUUGCUCCGGAUUUCGAGGGUACGGUUGAGACCGUAGUUUGUGCGGAUGGUGAACAGGAUCACAAUACUAUCAUCCGUAGUAACUUCCGGGUGCCUACUGCAGCUGCAUUGGCAGUUGAGUUGCCAGCAGAAGAGGCGGCUGCGGGAGGGACGGCUGCGGGUCCCCCUGUGAUUGGUGAGAAGAGGAGGCCAGAGCAGAAAGCUGCUGGUGGUGUUGAAACCAAACGUCGGAGACUAGUAACCAAAAGGUCUGCUCCGACGCAGAAAAAACCUGCGGUUGUCGUUGAGCCUCAAGAUGAAGAUUUUUCUAUCUUCGAUGCUCCGGAGUCUCCCCCGCGUGACACGGGUGCGGGUGCAACGGAGGUGCCGUCGACACCUCCCAUCAAGGUGGUACCUGAGUCAACCGUGCAGAAGGAGGGGGGAUGA
Helianthus annuus (common sunflower) is the source of this 693-nucleotide messenger RNA. RefSeq lists its product as uncharacterized. The transcript has 5 exons. Lineage: Eukaryota; Viridiplantae; Streptophyta; Magnoliopsida; Asterales; Asteraceae. Bases 1 to 693 code for a protein of 230 amino acids. The record is from RefSeq and is a predicted model, not a curated record.